Molecule: messenger RNA, 3011 nt
Organism: Drosophila willistoni
Lineage: Eukaryota; Metazoa; Arthropoda; Insecta; Diptera; Drosophilidae
Gene: pain
Product: transient receptor potential cation channel protein painless
Exons: 4
Coding region: 49-2817 (922 amino acids)
Biological process (GO): transmembrane transport; monoatomic ion transport
Cellular component (GO): membrane
Molecular function (GO): monoatomic ion channel activity; protein binding
Source: RefSeq, a predicted model, not a curated record
UGGUGGAUUGCAGUCGAUACAGCGGAGGAAGCAUCCAAAAAAAACACAAUGGAUCUAAACAAUUGUGGAUUUAUUGAUCCGCAGGCGCAGUUGAGUGCUGCCUUGGAAAAACAUGAUUUACGUGAAUUUCACACUGCCCUGGAAAUGGGAGCUCGACCAAAUUUACAGGAUGAGCGUCAUAUAAGCAUUUACGAGAAGGCUCUAUCGAAGCCAAAUUGUGGCCAAUUCAUUGAAGCCUGUCUAAGUCAUGGUUGCAAUGUGAAUUAUAUUAAUCAGAAACUAAACAAAGCUGCCAUUAACUAUGCUGCCGAUUCCCGAGAUCCAGGAAAUGUAAAGGCUUUACUGAGACAUAGCGGAGUACAAGUGGAUCGUAAAUAUGGCAAUUUGACGCCACUGAAUUCAUUGGCCAAAAAUCUCAAUGCCGAGAAUGUGAACCAAGUAAGAGAGUGUAUGGAACUUUUACUGGACUAUGGAGCCUCACCCAAUGUGGUGGAUCAGGGAGAAAUGACACCAUUGCAUCAUGUGCUAAGGAAUAACAAGAUCAAGUCUAUUAAACAAGAAUUAAUAUUGCUUUUUUUGGCCCAAACCAAAUUGGAUAUCGAUAGCUAUCGCAAUGGACAAGUGCGUCAGAUGCUGGAGCAACAAUAUCCAGACUUUCAGUUGCCUGAGAAACGUGAAAGUGGUCCACAAAUCGAUGUGGAGAGGCUAAUGCGCACACUCAGAGACGGAGAUGAGCAACAGUUUGAGCAACAAUUCGGUGAAUAUCACUUGAAUCAAAGUGGCCUAGCUGACAACUCAAAGAACACGCAACAAGAACAGUAUUCACCCUUGCUAAUGGAGUCCAUCAAGCGAGGUAAACAACGAGCCCUUGAGGCCAUAAUGGCAACGGAUGCCAUUAGGAUUGAUAGCUCUCAUCUGGAAUUGUCCAUCAUAUGGGGUAAUUGGCGGGCCUUGGACAAAUUACUCAAGGAUUCCAAUUUGAAGUUAAAGCCAAAUUCAUCUCUACUUAACUCAGUGAUUGGACGACUGAAUGAGCCUCCUUUGGAUGAUUUCUGUGAUUAUCAGCGUUGUUUUGAGUUACUUUUGGCCAGCGAUUUGGUGGACAUAAAUGAGAAAGAUGCUGGCGGUAAAGUGCCAUUACACUAUGCUGUCAAAUAUAGAAACCAAAAGGCCAUAGAGACUUUACUGCGUCAUGGUGCUUAUAUAGGAGCCAAGAGUGUAUUCCAGGACCUGCCCAUACAGGAUAUGGCUCCGGAAUUGCUGGAAGAGCAUUUUGAUUCCUGCAUUACCACAAAUGGCCAGAAGCCAGGUGUUGAGGGUUUCGAGAUAAUGAUCAACUACAAGAAUCUGAUGCGUCAAGAGAAACCGGAUAGUGGUAAAAAUCUGCAAUAUUUGCACGAUGAGAUGUCCCCCAUAGCCUAUAUGGCUGAGACCAAGGAAUUUCGUCAUUUGCUACAACAUCCAUUGAUAUCAAGUUUUUUGUUCUUAAAAUGGCAUCGCUUGUCGGUGAUAUUCUAUUUGAAUUUCCUGCUCUAUACCCUCUUCACCAUAUGCAUUAUAACCCACACUCUAUUGAAAUUCCAUGAGAGUGAACACAAGGCAUUGACGGCUCUAUUUGGUCUUGGCUCUUGGAUUGGUAUUAUAUAUCUAUUGAUACGUGAAUUUAUACAAUUUGUAAUGUCGCCAGUGUUUCACUUUUGGUCCAUAACGAAUGUGAUGGAAGUGACUCUGAUUAUACUCUCCAUAUUCACCUGCAUGGAGGCCUCGUAUGACAAGGAGACGCAACGAGUUUUGGCUGUUUUUACCAUCUUGCUGGUGGCCUUGGAAUUUUGUCUACUUGUGGGAUCUUUGCCAGUUUUAUCCAUAUCCACGCACAUGUUAAUGUUGCGAGCUGUUUCCAGUAGUUUCAUCAAAAGUUUUGCCCUCUAUUCGAUAUUUGUGUUGACCUUUAGUUUGUGUUUCUAUAUACUCUUUGGCAAGCAAGAAGAAGAUGCCAAAGAAGCAACGCCAAGUGGCCAAAAGGGUGGUGAGGAUGAGGCAGAUGAUGAUCGUUUUAAUACCUUUUCGGUGCCCAUGGAGGCUUUGAUUAAGACCAUUGUGAUGUUGACGGGUGAAUUUGAUGCUGGUUCACUUAAAUUCGGCGGCAGUCCUUAUACAUAUUUCAUAUUUUUACUCUUUGUCUUCUUCAUGACCAUUGUGUUGUUCAAUUUACUCAACGGUCUGGCUGUAAGUGAUACUCAGGCCAUCAAAGCCCAAGCGGAAUUGAAUGGUGCUAUAUGUCGUACGAAUCUCCUAACACGUUAUGAACGUGUCCUUACUGGUCGUCAUGGACGUGCUGGCUUUAUAGUGCAAACUGAACCUUUUCGUAGUAUAUGCAGACGUUUGCUCAAUAUUUAUCCCAAUUAUAUAACCAUACGUCAGAUCUAUAUAUUGCCCAAUAAUGGCAAUAAAGUUCUUAUACCCAUAACCGAUGAUUCCUAUGAAUUGCAACCAUUAAAAUCUGGCCAAAAUGGCAAUGGUUUGGCCAAUUUCCAACCAUUGGCCACAAAUCCAUCACAGGCACAGAAAAAAUUACUUGAUCCACCAUUGCAAUUGAUGCCCAGCAAUUGUUGUUGUUGUUCUCUAUUGUCGGGCAAAUGUUCACAAAUUGAUAAUCGUACAGUUAAAUUGGCUUUAGCUGUGAUUGAUAAAAAAUCAACAACGGAAAUCAAACAACAAAGGGAACAAAUGACCGAAAGACGACUUUUGCAUAUUGAACAACAAUUGGAACAUUUGCUGCAACUAAUGCAACAGCAGCAGCAACAACAACAACAAUAAUAAAGAUCCUAAAUAUAGUUUACUUAAGUUAAUUUAUACAGAAAACAAAAGUUAAUAUAUGUAGUCCAGAAAUUGGUUUUUAUUAACAUACGAAUAAUUAGAUUUAACAAAACCCCUUAAUAAUUUGUCCAUUUUUUUGUGUUUUUUUUUAGUAUAUAAUGAUUAUAUAGACAGUAAAUAUUGUAUAAACGAAU